AUGACCGCCUUCUGCUCGACCACCCACAACUUGCUCUUCAGUGGCAAGCCUCACCGUCAACAGACAGCUGCUGAUCGUGGCUUCAAGAACAUGGCAUCCAUGGCCGAUUCGAAGAACACCAGCUACAACCGCCAGCCAGCAGGCUACAACGCCGGGAACAGCAUGUACGGCAACCAGCAGUACACCUCUCGCGGCCAGCAGCAGCAAGCCUACGGCAUGCACCAGAACCCCAACCCUGACCCAAUGGCUACCCUUGCUCAUGGCUUCCAAGGCAUGAAUAUGGGCGGCAACCCGUCCUUCGCAGCCCAGGCCAAGAACGCUACCAUGAUGAACAACGCUGCCGGCCCAUACAAUGGCAUGCAGGUGCCCACCACAAUGCCCGGCUCCAUGUACAACGCUGGCCAGUACGUCUUCCCCUCUGGCUACGGCACCGCCAACACGCAGUCACAUGGCAUGUACACACCACACGGCACCCACUACAUGCCACAGCUCAACUACGGCGGCUACCAGCAGCAUGAGAACAGCCCAAUGUCUCAGAACUGGACUCCCACCACCGCUGGUGCCACUGGUGAGGUCCCAACCUUGGUCACUCCCCGCCGUGACUCUGUCUCCUCCAACGAGAACGACCAGCCAACCACUCCUUCGUAUGCCGGCUACCCAGGCUUUGCUCAUGGCGGCGUCACCAUCAACCGCACCCCAAGCGGCGUCUUCACUCACAGCACGCCGUCCCCAACCUCCAUGAUGGGUCCAUACGGCAUGGCCAUGGCCAAGCAGCCUGAGCAGAGCGAAGUGUCUACCCAGAUCAAGCUUCUCGUCUCCAAGGAGCCCCCGAUCCCUCACGCCAUCCCGGCACCAUCAUCGCCAUUGAAGCCUCUCGACCGUGCCCUUGAGAACCAGCGAGGCGAGACCAACGUCUACAUUCGCGGCCUGCUUCCAGAGACCACCGACGAAAUGCUCGAGUCUUGGGGCACCCGUUUCGGCGACAUCAAGAGCUCCAAGUCCAUCAUUGACCUCAACACUGGCCUGUGCAAGGGCUUCGGCUUCGUCAAGUACCACAACUACGAGGACGCCGAGAACUGCAUCCGUGGCUUCCACUACCUUGGCUACGAAGUCAGCUUCGCCCGCGAAUCGUUCUACUCGAAGCUCAAGACCUUCUCCGACGAGGGCAACACCAACCUCUACGUCUCCAACCUUCCCAAGUCGAUGAACGAGCACGAGCUGGCACAACUCUUCGCACCACACAAGGUCUGCUCCUCUCGCAUCCUUCGUGACAAGAAUGGCCAUGGCCGCGGCGUUGGCUUCGCUCGCUUCGACUCUCGUGACUCUUGCGAGGAGGUCAUCAAGACCUUCAACAACCACACCAUCACCUCUCAGGGCGAGGAACUCAGCAUAGCUAUCCGCUAUGCCGACACCCAGGAGCAGAAGCAACUGAAGCAGACCACCCAGGCGGCUCGGCAGUUCCGCUCCCAGGAGUACGAGUACGCUUGCGCCUGGAGAGAGGGCAAGGGCCGUCUCCCAUUUCCUGGUGCAUCCCACGGCCAGAACGUCCCACAAGCCGGCAACGAGUUCGACAGCUACCUGGGCACCGCGCCAGCUCCCAUCACGGCUCAGCGAUGGGCACAGUCGAAGGUCCCUGGUCGCUCUCCACUCUCCCUCCCAUACGCUGCCGCCUCCGUGAACACCACUGCUGGUGCCGAGAGCCACGGCAAGUCCAGCUCCUCUGGCGAGGCGGUCGACUCGAAGCCUGCCGCCACGACCGACGCCACCACUGCCUCCGAGUAG
Molecule: messenger RNA, 1782 nt
Organism: Zasmidium cellare ATCC 36951
Lineage: Eukaryota; Fungi; Ascomycota; Dothideomycetes; Mycosphaerellales; Mycosphaerellaceae
Exons: 3
Coding region: 1-1782 (593 amino acids)
Cellular component (GO): cytosol; nucleus; ribonucleoprotein complex
Molecular function (GO): poly(A) binding; poly(U) RNA binding; mRNA 3'-UTR binding
Source: RefSeq, a predicted model, not a curated record